UGCUCCUUUAAGAGAGUUGUGGGCUCGUUUCUCAUUGGCUGUUUUUUGGAAUUUGUUGAGAAUUAACAGGGAGCUACUUGAACGUUAGAAAGCAAAAGAAGUCGCCUGAAAAGAUGUCUGAUUCUGGAGUCAAUCCACACUUGGAGGGAAUUAUUUCUGAUUUUGAAGCUCUGAAGAGGUCCUUCGAGGUGGAGGAUGUCGACACUUCAUCUCACUCUUCCCCCGGCUCCCGUCGGACGACCAACUCCCCGCACCGUAACGCCAUGUCCCCCACCAGCAUCUACUACCGCGACUUGGGCACUGCCGCCCCGGCCACCAACAACAACAACCUCAACUAUACCCAGCCCCGCUCCAUCAUGGGCGGAGGAGGCUCCAAGACCCCCGAGCCUGUGUCACGCCGUUCCGAACUUUCCAUCGAUAUCUCUUCUUCCACCAAGCAUGUGGAUAAUGUCACCAGCCCCUCUUCUGUGCGCUUUGCAACCAACAGCUCCCUGAAACGCCCUGAAGUCCUGGGCCACUCCAAGACCCCCGAGAUGAGCCACAAGAGGGAGGUCACUUUUGCCAAGACGCCCACCGACUCCCCGGUGAUACGUCGCAAUGAGGGCAACAAUAACAACAACGGCACCAGCAGGACCCCUGAGCAGAACCACGCUCGCAAGUUUGAGCCUCCGAGUCCCGGAGAUGUCCGUAAACCGGAGAUCAGCAUCACCAGAGCUCCCCCGGAAAACAACGGGCACCACUCGGCAGUGCACCACCCACACCACCCCAACCCUCACCACAACACCAUCGUCACCACCUUCCGCUGCUCCUCGCCAAAUCAUGCUGGACGAAAAUCCCCCAACCCUGACAGGUCAGAGGUCAAUCUGAGCCACAGCAACAUGUCUGAGUCCGCCAAGCCCCACCACCCCAACCCACAAGGUAAGGGGGAGAAGCCCCAUGGCAGCGACUUCAGCUACGUGGGCAUUGAUGCCAUCCUGGAGCAGAUGAGGAGGAAGGCCAUGAAGCAGGGCUUCGAGCUCAACAUCAUGGUUGUGGGGCAAAGCGGCUUGGGGAAGUCUACUCUAAUGAACACCUUGUUCAAAUCCAAGGUGAGCCGUAAGUCAGUGCAGCCCAACCCGGAGGAGAGGAUCCCCAAGACCAUCGAGAUCAAGUCCAUCAGUCACGAUAUUGAGGAGAAAGGAGUGAGAAUGAAGCUGACAGUAAUUGACACUCCGGGCUUUGGGGAUCAGAUCAACAAUGAAAACUGCUGGCAGCCCAUUAUGAAGUUCAUCAAUGACCAGUAUGAAGCCUACCUGCAGGAGGAGAUUAACAUCAACAGGAAGAAGAGGAUCCCGGACUCCAGGGUGCACUGCUGCAUAUACUUCAUACCUCCCACAGGCCACUGUCUGAGGCCUCUGGAUGUCGAGUUCAUGAGGCGUCUCAGUAAGGUGGUCAACAUCGUCCCCGUCAUCGCCAAGGCCGACACACUCACCCUGGAGGAGAGGGACUACUUCAAACAGACGAUUAGGGAAGAGCUGCGAGCCAAUGGAAUCGAUGUUUACCCUCAGAAAGAGUUUGACGAGGAUGCAGAGGACAGGAUGAUCAAUGACAAAAUCAGGGAGAUGAUCCCUUUUGCUGUUGUGGGCAGUGACCAAGAGUACCAGGUGAACGGCAAGAGGAUCCUGGGAAGGAAAACAAAGUGGGGCACCAUCGAGGUGGAGAAUAUUGCACACUGUGAGUUUGCUUACCUGCGAGACCUCCUCAUCAGGACACACAUGCAGAACAUCAAGGACAUCACAGGCAGCAUCCACUAUGAGACAUAUCGUGUCCGGCGCCUAAAUGAAUCCAACGCCCAUUUCAGCUCACACCCAUCCGACCAUCCUGACCAUGUUCAGCCAAAGGCCAACGGUCAGCCUGAGGAGCAGCCCAGCACUCUGCAGGCCAACGGCGUGGCUGCACAGCACGAAGCCCUGUCCCACGAGAUGUAGAGGGUCCUGUGAGGAGCCAAAUCCUCAAUUUAAGAUACGAGGACACAGCCAGGCACAAAACAUACACUCACGCAUGUAUUCUGUUUACAUGAGCCCACAAACACACACCCAUGCUGUGAAGCCCAUUUUUGUUGCCUAGAAGGACUUUUUUGUUGUUUUUUUUGCCAAAAAACUACCUAACCACAGCUUUUAAUUUAUCAGGAAGUUACAAGACACAUGAUGCACAGUAAAUCUCCACAUUUUCCUACUGUGGGCUCUUUUUCCAUCAUUACAAUUCUGAGCAAAAUCAUGUCUUCCCUGCCGAUCACUUGAUACUGUACAGAACUCCUUGUUUUGCUGUUUUUUCCCAUCUGCCGGACUGCCCAGUGCAAUUAGGAUCGUUUACAAUAAACUUUGAAAGUUGUCAGAUAUAAACAAUAGUAAAUCCAUCCCUGUCUCAUUGCUGACUUUAGGUUUAUUAUUCAGAGCAUUCGCUGACCAUCAGGACGGCAGUGGGGUGCUGUAGCCAUGCAAGUAAGAUUUAAGUGAAUCAUCAGUGAAACAAAGUGCAUGAUUUUGAUCAGAAUCAAGUGUGACUGGGGAAAAAAAGCCUGCUGGGUACAGAAUACCAUUGCAGGAUCUUGGGUUGGCAGGAGAUUUAGCAAUGCAGGGCUGUCCAGAUGAGAACAAAUGGCAAAAUUCAAAAUGAAGUAGAGCACAUCAGAUGAUACUAGAUUAGCUUUAAACUAGGAGUAACUGUUAGUGCCACUGGCCUGGUCUGCGUUGUGUUGUGAUGUAUAGUUUUGUCCAGAUACCAGGGUUACGUAGGGAUAUUUAGAUUAGGUUUAUAGUAUUAUGGAGUAAAGAUAUUGUUGACACCUCCACACUGCAAAAUAAUAAACAAAAAAAAAAAAAGAGAAAGCAGUAGCAGUGUGGAGCAGCUUCCGGGAAAAUGAGCCCUCAUGUUAUUUUUCCGUUGUGUUAUGAUGCCAAACCACCCUCCCUCUCUCUCUCUCUCUCUCUCUCUCUCUCUCUCUCUCUCUCUCUCUCUCUCUCUCUCUCUCUCUCCCUCUCCCUCCCAUAUAAUGCCAAUGUUGUGUAAUACUGUCAUAACUUGCAUUUUACAUCGCUCAUUUAUUAUUGUAUUUUAUUGCUGUCGUUCAUGUUCUAAUAUUAUUGUGUAAGAUGGGAGCAAUCUGUGCAACUGUUGUCCCAUGAAGCCGUUUUGUCCUUUUUUUGUUUUGUUUUUCUGACUGUAAGCCAAAUAAAAGUCCAUUUUUCUGUUCUGAAGAGAAGCACAUACAGUA
This is a messenger RNA of Chelmon rostratus (copperband butterflyfish), 3253 nucleotides long. RefSeq names its product septin-9-like. Gene Ontology annotation, molecular function: GTP binding; molecular adaptor activity; GTPase activity. The transcript has 11 exons. The record is from RefSeq and is a predicted model, not a curated record. The coding region runs from base 114 to 1967 and encodes 617 amino acids. Gene Ontology annotation, cellular component: septin ring; septin complex; microtubule cytoskeleton. NCBI's taxonomy places the organism in Eukaryota, Metazoa, Chordata, Actinopteri, Chaetodontiformes, Chaetodontidae. Gene Ontology annotation, biological process: cytoskeleton-dependent cytokinesis.